UAAACAGGUACCAAAAGUAUUAUUAUUAUUAUUAUUGAUGACAAUGUUUUAGUCAUUUACAGUCUAAAGGUUUAAUGGAAAAAGACAAUUCUUUAGCUUAUUCUUCAGAAUCAGAUGUAUGAUCUGAUUCAUACGUUUUUUGAGAGCAGCUCACAGAUGUCUGCAUAGUUCAAUGUCUGAGAUGUAAACAAGGUUUCAGAGAGAGGGUUCAUUGUGGAGAAAGCAAGAAUGGAGAAAGAAAGAGAGAGAUGGGGGGAGAGGGAGGGGCAGCUGGGGGUCUUGACGUCAGCGGUAAGAGUCAUUUCCUCUGGACCAAUCAGAGCGACAGGAGCAGGCGCCGCUGUCUGCCGAGCGCCAACGUUAUUAGACGAAUGACAACCCAAGUCUGACGGUCUCUUCUCCCCCCCAACCCUUACCAGAGACCCCCCCCCCACUCUCCCAUUCUCCCACCGCCCCCACAGACCCCCGGCAAGAGGAGUCAAUAGCGGGGGGAAGAGGCAGCAGAACCCCGGGGUGAUCUCAGCCACUUCCAGCCUGCUGACCACUGACACAGCGGAGACCUGCAGCAGAUUCAUUAUCUUUUCUUUAGUUCUUUAGAAAAAGGAAGGAGGAGGAAAAGCAGAGAAAGAGAGAAGAAGAGGGAGACGCUCCUGGACUCUCUGGCGGCUGGUGGGAAGAAUCUCAGUGGUCUGCGGGGGUCGGUCUGAACUAGGCAGGCUACUUAUUGGACGGGCUGGAGAGGGUCGCUUACGCGUUAACGCGCAUCAACCAGCCACACAGCGCCGCCUGAUUCAUCCUCCUCGUCCCCCUCAUGCCGCCGCCGCCGCAGCAUCAGCACCAGCAUCAACAUCAGUACCAGCAUCAACAGCAGCCACAGCCAUGAGCACCCAUCUCCCCAACGCCUCCUCCUCCUCCACCCCCACGGUCCCGGACUCGCCCGGGGGCCGGAACGCGUCCUCCGCGCCGCCCACUGACGCCACGACAGCCGCAGCCGCCGCCGCCGCCGGCGCCUCCGUGCCCGUCAACCCCUGGGACGUGGCGCUGUGCGUGGCCGGCACGCUGGUGUCGUGCGAGAACGCCUUGGUGAUCGCGCUGGUGGCGCACGCGCCGGCCCCGCGCGCCCCCGCCUUCGUGCUCAUCGCCAGCCUGGCGUUCGCGGACCUGCUGGCGGGCCUGGGGCUCGUACUGAACUUCGCCGUGGCGUACGCGGUGGCCGAGCCCGGCGUGGCUUCGCUGCUCUCCGCCGGGCUGUUGAUCUCCGCCUUCUCCGCGUCCGUGCUCAACGUGCUCGCCAUCACCGUGGACCGCUACCUGUCGCUGUACGGCGCUCUCACCUACCACACGGAGCGCGCCGCCACCUUCACGUACGCCGUGGUGGCGCUGGCGUGGCUCACGAGCGCGCUGCUGGGCUCGCUGCCCGCGCUCGGAUGGAACUGCCUGGAGGACGAAGCCACGUGCAGCGUGUGCCGCCCGGUGAACAAGAGCAACGCGGCGGCGCUCGCCGUCUCCUUCCUGCUGGUCUUCGCGCUCAUCCUGCAGCUCUACCUGCAGAUCUGCAAGAUCGCCUUCCGCCACGCGCAGCAGAUCGCCGUGCAGCGCCACUUCAUGAGCGCCUCGCACGCCGCUUCCACCACCAAGGGCGUCAGCACGCUUUCGGCCAUCCUGGGCACCUUCGCCCUCUGCUGGGUGCCCUUCGCUAUGUACUCUCUGGUGGCCGACACGCGCUACCCGGCCGUCUACACGUACGCCACGGCCCUGCCGGCCAUCUGCAGCUCCAUCAUCAACCCCAUCAUCUACGCCUUCCGCAACCCGGACAUCCAGAGGUCGUUGAGGCUGGCCUGCUGCGGCUGCCUGCCCUACAGCUUCGCCUCCAGGCCCCGGACGCCCAGCGACGUGUAGAGAAAGAGAGAGUGAGGGAGGUUUCUGUGAAGCACGGUGUAGGUAGUAGACCUUAACAAUAGUUUUUAGAGGGGAAUUCCAGCAACCAUAUCAGCACACAAAGACUUAUAUAUAUAUA
Molecule: messenger RNA, 2017 nt
Organism: Astyanax mexicanus (Mexican tetra)
Lineage: Eukaryota; Metazoa; Chordata; Actinopteri; Characiformes; Acestrorhamphidae
Gene: gpr185a
Product: G protein-coupled receptor 185 a
Exons: 2
Coding region: 880-1899 (339 amino acids)
Biological process (GO): G protein-coupled receptor signaling pathway
Cellular component (GO): membrane
Molecular function (GO): G protein-coupled receptor activity
Source: RefSeq, a predicted model, not a curated record